Messenger RNA from Lasiodiplodia theobromae, 1275 nucleotides. RefSeq lists its product as uncharacterized. The record is from RefSeq and is a predicted model, not a curated record. Bases 1 to 1275 code for a protein of 424 amino acids. NCBI's taxonomy places the organism in Eukaryota, Fungi, Ascomycota, Dothideomycetes, Botryosphaeriales, Botryosphaeriaceae. The transcript is spliced from 2 exons.
AUGGCCGACGCAAGUGCUAUCCAAAAGCGACCCCGCGGCCGCCCCCGGAAGCAGCAACAAGUCGUUGCCGCAGCCGAAGUCCCCGUCAUCGACAUCGUCAUCGACGCCGCGCUCGCGAAACCCAAUAAACCAGCUCCAACAAAAACCAAGAAACUCAAAGACGAGAAGCAAAUGGUUUCAAGCGCCAAACCCGCCCCAGACAAGAAAACGACGAAGAAAAGUACCGCGUCCAGCGGGACCAAUGGCAGCGUGACAAUUACCAAACGAAAGGCGGCAACGACAAAGCAGACAGCGGCGGACCCACCCGCGGCGGCGGCCGCAGCGUCGAUCACACCUCCGAGCUCUGCUCCGCAAGCUUCAUCCACGUCCACUCGACUGCAGCAGCGACGCAAAGCCGCCGAGCCAAUUCCCGGCCCUUCCAUCGAACCGACGGGAACAAUUCCAAGCGGGACGAAACCCGUCGAGGAGGCGAUCGCCACGGCUACGAACCGUUCGAAGAUACUGAGCGAGCUCGCGGCGCAGGGAUCACUGCCAUUGCAGCGCGAGGAAAAGGACUCGGGAACGGAAGCUGCGCGCGCUGAGGAAGGGCGACAAGCUCAGAGGGCACUGCUCUGUGAUACUCUGCAACAGGAGGAGGUACACGCGCAAGUUGCAGUAAGAGACGAGCUCCAGAGGCAAGAGGAGCUCGCGCGCACUGCUUCUGCGUCUGCCGCAACGCAAUUUACCCUCUCCGGACGCAGCACUCAGACGGAGGACGCUGCUGCUGGCCCCGCGCAACUCGAACCGCACACCUCACCGGCCUCUGCUAUCACGCCGCCACCACCACCGCCAACCACAGCCGCGCUCAGUACAAUUCCGACACCACCAACCCAAACCACCCCAAUAACAAUGGCCGGCCAACAACAACCACCGCCACCGCAACCCUACCGAGCAUCCCCACGCCAAGCACGCCCUUCACAACCGCCAGCGCCAGCAGCACCAAAACCGGUGGAGGAGGGGCAACCCUGGGAGCCGCCGCAGGUGCGGCAGUGGCGGCAGAAGCAAGAGCAACAACGGCAGAGCAAGUGGAAGCCCGUCGAGCCGCUGCCGCUCAAGUACAAGCCGGCGGCGCGACGGGUGACGCUCGCCAUGGUGGCGGCGCCGAUUGCCAUUGUGACGAGCUGGGCGCUGUACGAUCGACUGGUGCUGGGCAAGGAGCGCAAAGAAAUGCCACGGGUGGCUCCGAGCCUGGCGAACGCGAUGAAGGAUAGAGAUGCCGAGGAUAAGAAGAUGUAG